Molecule: messenger RNA, 1314 nt
Organism: Cloeon dipterum
Lineage: Eukaryota; Metazoa; Arthropoda; Insecta; Ephemeroptera; Baetidae
Product: proliferation-associated protein 2G4
Exons: 7
Coding region: 55-1224 (389 amino acids)
Source: RefSeq, a predicted model, not a curated record
GAGCGUCUCGAUCACCGAUCACGUGACAAUUUGGUUAAAGUUUGAGUUGCAAGAAUGGCGGAUAAAGAUGAGGGCGAGAAAACAAUCGCCGAGGACUUGGUCGUCACCAAGUAUAAAAUGGCUGGCGAUAUUGUCAAUCGAAUCUUGAAACAAGUGGUGGAGAAGUGCGUGGUGGGUGCAUCUGUGAGAACUCUGUGCGAGUGGGGCGACCAACAAAUUUUAGACGAAACCAGCAAAGUAUUUAAAAAAGAGAAAGAGCUCAAAAAGGGAAUCGCCUUCCCUACCUGCAUAUCCGUUAAUAACUGCAUUUGCCACUUCUCUCCAGUGGCCAACGAUGCCGACCUCAUUUUGAAGGACGAGGACUUGGUCAAAAUUGACAUGGGUGCCCAUGUGGAUGGAUUUAUUGCUGUGGUGGCCCAUUCGUUGGUUGUGGGCGCCAGCCUGGAGAAAAAGGUGACCGGCAGGAAGGCCGAUGUGAUGAUGGCAGCGCACCUUGCCUCCCAAGCCGCCCUUCGGCUUCUUAAACCUGGAAAUGAGACUUACACGAUAACAGAUGCUGUGCAGAAGGUGGUGGAGUCGUACAAGUGCAAGCCGAUCGAAGGCAUGCUCAGCCAUCAGCUUAAACAGUUCAAAAUUGAUGGCGAAAAGACGAUUAUCCAGAAUCCGAGUGACGCCCAGAAAAAGGAACACGAAAAGUUCGAAAUCGGGCCCAACGAGGUCUAUGCCAUGGACGUGCUCAUCAGCACCGGAGAUGGAAUCGGUCGUGAAGGGGACGCCAGAGUGUCGAUCUUCAAGAAGACGGAGGAGACGUACCAGCUGAAGCUGAAGGCGUCGCGCAUGUUCUACGCCGAGAUUUCCAACAAGUAUGGUACGAUGCCGUUCAAUAUCCGGCUGCUGCCAGAAGAAGGCAAAGCACGAAUGGGCGUUGUCGAGUGCCUCAACCACAAGUUGAUUGACGCCUUCCAGGUUCUCUAUGAGAAGCCAAACGAGUUAGUGGCUCAUUUUAAGUUUACUGUCCUCCUCAUGCCCAAUGGACCUCACCGCAUUACUGGCUACAAUUUUGAGCCCGAAUUUUACCACUCUGAGCUUACUGUGGAAGACGAGGAGAUCAAGAGUCUCCUCAAUCAAUCAGCUAACCCUAAAGCUGCCAAGAAAAAGAAGAAGAAGGCAGGCAAGGCUCUGGCUGGCGAGGUUGGAGAAGAAAAAUCGGAAGCUGACGCAUAGGACAGCAUUGUCAUUUCUUGUAAAUGUCGUACUGCCUACCUGGCUUGUUAAUUCCGUAUCUCUAAAUAAAUUUUGCAAUAUAAUAAUAAU